GGACCGGCAGGGGGUGAAUGGCCUCUGAAGCUGCUGAGGAGUACGUUCGUACGUAGAGAAGCCUGAACAACCUGCUUUCUCCCUCUAUUCAGGCCAGCAAUUGAGGCAUGGAACUUGGCAGCGGCAGUGAGUCCUUUGAAAUCCUGCAAUGCCCCAGCACCAACAAGCAUUCUGGGGCCUUAAGCCCUGUGCAGCGCGCGCUGAUCCUCGUUCUGUACGUUUAUGCAGGAACGGCCCUCCUCCCGGCGACUAUGCUCCGGAAGGUACACUGCUUACAGCCUGGUCUGGUGCAGUGUGUUCACAUUCUUGAGCCUCUACGGUCUACCUCACAUUGCCCUCACGCUGGCACGUUCGGCUUUCCCUGAGACAAAAGAGGACUCGAUCGCUUACAGCUACAGGGGCAACGAAACCCGGGGGUGGCUUGCGCUGAACACAGGUUGACCGGCAGAUCGGGUGCACGGAUGCUUUUCCAGGACCCCUCGCUCGAUCCUGAAUCCCUGGCCC
This is a messenger RNA of Amorphotheca resinae ATCC 22711, 504 nucleotides long. RefSeq lists its product as hypothetical. Lineage: Eukaryota; Fungi; Ascomycota; Leotiomycetes; Helotiales; Amorphothecaceae. The transcript has a single exon. The record is from RefSeq and is a predicted model, not a curated record. The coding region runs from base 108 to 365 and encodes 85 amino acids.